AUGGCUGACAACAACAAAACAACGACAAAAACAAUAAAUGAUUUGAAAUUGGUACAACUGCAGGAGGGAAAUUUGAAUAAUGUUAUGGAAUAUUUGACGAAACAUUUCAUCCCAAACGAACCGACCGCGCGUUCAGUUGGUAUGUCCGGCAGCGAUGGGUGGGAGAUUACUGAAGCAACAGUUCAAACUUGUCUCAAAUUUCCGUAUUCUUAUGUUUUAAAAACCGAAAAGAAUGAAAUAGUUGCCAUUCGUUUGGCUUCAGUAAUAGAGCGACCAAAAUUAAAUGAAACAUGCGAACGUGGAAAUGACGACAAAUUUAUGUCAUCAAAAGAAACAAAGCAGCAAAGCGAAAAGGAAACGAAAAGAAUAGCGAUGUCAGCAAUUGAAAUAAAGCAAUUGCUUGAGACAUUGGAAUUGAAGAUAUGGGAUUUGGUGCCAACUUCAACUAAAAAGCUUUUAGCAAUUAUGAUCAUUUCAACACAUGAAAAAUACACUGGACGUGGAUUGAUGCGUGAAUUGUUAACGUUUGAUUUGACGGAACAAAAACGUGAUGGUAUUCAGGGUGGAAUUAGUGAAGCAACUGCAAUUAACUCUCAAAAGUUAUUCGCCAAAUUGGGCUUUGAAGUCCUCUACCAAAUAAAUUAUAAUGAAUGGUUAGACAAAAAUAACAAACAAAUAUUCAAAUGUGAUGACCAAACAGAUUGUGCUCAACUUGUUUAUCGAUUAUAUUGA
Molecule: messenger RNA, 732 nt
Organism: Acanthocheilonema viteae
Lineage: Eukaryota; Metazoa; Nematoda; Chromadorea; Rhabditida; Onchocercidae
Source: the annotation of a GenBank genome assembly